This is a messenger RNA of Penicillium angulare, 2466 nucleotides long. It is a transcript of the gene cdc48, whose product is annotated as AAA family ATPase CDC48. Gene Ontology annotation, biological process: autophagosome maturation; mitotic spindle disassembly; retrograde protein transport, ER to cytosol. Lineage: Eukaryota; Fungi; Ascomycota; Eurotiomycetes; Eurotiales; Aspergillaceae. Gene Ontology annotation, cellular component: VCP-NPL4-UFD1 AAA ATPase complex; nucleus; cytosol. The record is from RefSeq and is a predicted model, not a curated record. Gene Ontology annotation, molecular function: polyubiquitin modification-dependent protein binding; ATP hydrolysis activity; ATP binding. The coding region runs from base 1 to 2466 and encodes 821 amino acids. The transcript is spliced from 6 exons.
AUGUCCGCGGAGCCGGAUCACAAGCACGAGAAGAAGAGGGUCAACCUUCAGGAUGCCUCAGGUGCCGAAAAGAGAGAGGAACUCGACACCUCAACUGCCAUCCUUAAGAAGAAGAAGAAGCCCAACUCUUUGAUUGUGACCGAUGCUACCAACGAUGACAACUCCGUCAUUGCUCUUUCCAACAACACCAUGGAGACUCUCCAGCUCUUCCGUGGUGAUACUGUUCUGGUCAAGGGUAAGAAGCGCAAGGAUACAGUCUUAAUUGUCUUGGCCGACGACGACCUUGAUGACGGCAGUGCCCGCAUUAACCGUGUUGUGCGACACAACCUCCGUGUCAAGCACGGCGAUAUUAUUACCGUCCACCCUUGUCCCGAUAUCAAAUAUGCCAAGCGCAUUGCUGUUCUCCCCAUCGCCGAUACUAUCGAGGGUCUGACCGGAUCCAUCUUCGAUGUCUUCCUUGCCCCAUACUUCCGCGAGGCUUAUAGACCAGUCCGCCAAGGCGAUCUGUUCGCCGUGCGCGGUGGCAUGCGUCAAGUUGAGUUUAAGGUCGUUGAGGUGGACCCCCCAGAGUACGGCAUCGUUGCCCAGGACACCAUCAUCCACUGCGAGGGUGACCCUAUUCAGCGAGAAGAUGAGGAGGGCAACCUUAACGAGGUUGGUUAUGAUGAUAUCGGUGGCUGCAGGAAACAGAUGGCUCAGAUCCGCGAGUUGGUCGAGCUUCCCCUCCGCCACCCUCAACUUUUCCGCAGCCUUGGUGUCAAGCCCCCUCGUGGUAUUCUAAUGUACGGUCCUCCUGGAACCGGAAAGACACUGAUGGCUCGCGCGGUCGCCAACGAGACCGGCAGCUUCUUCUUCCUUAUUAACGGUCCCGAGGUCAUGUCAAAGAUGGCCGGUGAGUCCGAAUCGAACCUUCGCAAGGCCUUCGAGGAGGCCGAGAAGAACUCCCCUGCAAUUAUCUUCAUCGAUGAGAUCGACUCAAUCGCUCCCAAGCGUGACAAGACCAAUGGUGAGGUUGAGCGCCGUGUCGUUUCCCAGUUGUUGACCCUCAUGGACGGCAUGAAGUCCCGCUCAAACGUUGUGGUUAUGGCCGCAACCAACCGUCCCAACUCUAUCGACCCUGCCCUCCGUCGUUUCGGCCGUUUCGAUCGUGAAGUCGACAUUGGAAUUCCCGACCCAACCGGCCGUUUGGAAAUCAUGCAGAUCCAUACCAAGAACAUGAAGCUGGGCGACGAUGUCGAUCUGGAGACCAUUGCCGCUGAGACACACGGAUACGUUGGUUCUGAUCUGGCCUCGCUUUGCUCGGAGGCUGCCAUGCAACAAAUUCGUGAGAAGAUGGAUCUCAUCGAUCUCGAUGAGGACACUAUCGAUGCCGAGGUUCUCGACUCUCUAGGUGUCACCAUGGACAACUUCCGCUACUCCCUCGGUGUGUCCAACCCCUCCGCCCUCCGCGAGGUCGCUGUGGUCGAGGUUCCCAACGUCCGCUGGGACGAUAUUGGUGGUCUGGAAGAGGUCAAGCGCGAACUCAUCGAGAGCGUGCAAUAUCCCGUCGAUCACCCCGAGAUGUUCCAGAAGUUUGGUCUCUCGCCUUCUCGCGGUGUGUUGUUCUAUGGUCCCCCCGGUACUGGUAAGACCAUGUUGGCCAAGGCUGUCGCCAACGAGUGCGCUGCCAACUUCAUCUCCAUCAAGGGCCCUGAGCUGCUGAGCAUGUGGUUCGGUGAGUCAGAGAGCAACAUCCGCGAUAUCUUCGACAAGGCUCGUGCUGCCGCUCCUUGUGUUGUGUUCCUUGAUGAGUUGGAUUCUAUUGCCAAGUCUCGUGGUGGCUCUGUUGGUGACGCCGGCGGUGCUUCCGACCGUGUAGUUAACCAGCUUCUGACUGAAAUGGAUGGUAUGACCUCCAAGAAGAACGUCUUCGUUAUCGGUGCCACCAACCGUCCCGAGCAGCUUGAUGCCGCUCUGGUUCGUCCCGGUCGGCUCGACACCCUGGUCUACGUUCCUUUGCCCGACCAGGCUUCUCGUGAGGGUAUCCUGAAGGCUCAGCUCCGUAAGACCCCUGUUGCUUCUGAUGUCGACAUUGCUUUCAUGGCCAGCAAGACCCACGGCUUCUCCGGUGCCGAUUUGGGCUUCAUCACCCAGCGUGCUGUCAAGCUCGCCAUUAAGGAGGCUAUCACUGCCGACAUCGAGCGCACGAAGGCCCGCGAGGCUGCCGGUGAGGAUGUCACCAUGGAUGAUGGCGAGAACCUGGGUGAAGAGGACCCCGUUCCUGAGCUCACCAAGGCUCACUUUGAGGAGGCCAUGAAGAGUGCCCGACGAUCAGUAUCUGACGUCGAAAUCCGCCGCUAUGAGGCCUUUGCUCAGAGUCUUAAGAACUCCGGCGGUAGCAGCUUCUUCCGCUUCCCCUCAGCCGGUGAGGUUCAGGACAACGACACUUUCGGCGAAGCCGGCAACGAUGACAGCCUCUACGAUUAA